Vigna unguiculata (cowpea) is the source of this 1473-nucleotide messenger RNA. RefSeq names its product UPF0481 protein At3g47200-like. The record is from RefSeq and is a predicted model, not a curated record. NCBI's taxonomy places the organism in Eukaryota, Viridiplantae, Streptophyta, Magnoliopsida, Fabales, Fabaceae.
UCAAAGGUUUGUGAUAUUAUUAUUACAUCAAACUGAUGAAUUCCUCGAUCGCUCAGAACCCCAACUUAAGCAUUGAAGAGAGGUUUUUGCAGCUCCAAAUCGCCUCCGAAAGACCAGAAGUAGAUUCGAAGCCUAAGAUACAACGCGUAGCUCAUCAACUUGUGGGAGAUGGAAAAGAGCAUUAUGAGAAGCAUUUCACUCCAAAGCUGGUGUCUUUGGGUCCCAUCCAUUACGGUGCUCCCAAGCUGCAGGCAGGAGAACAGUACAAGCAAAUAUGGGCAUCAAAGUUCAUCAGCUCCAACAACCAAAGCCCGCAGUUUCUGUUCAGAAAGAUUGCAGAAAAUUUUGAAGCUCUGAAAGAGCUGUUUGCGCCGGAUCUAUUCACCGGCAACCAUCUGUUUUGGAACUAUUCCGGCCAAUUGUUCAGCAGCAUGGAGGAAAUGAUAUGCUGGACGCUGCUGGUGGAUGCCUGUGCCCUGCUACAUAUCCUGGAACACGCCAACCUUUCGCGACCAGAGGAAAUGAAUGUUAAGGUUGAGCAACUGAUUCUGGUGGUGCAGGAUGUUUUGUUGUUGGAGAACCAGCUUCCGUACCCGUUGCUGCAACUGCUAGGGGGAGGAACCAACGAGGUGGAGUUGAUCCAAACCAUGAACAAGUUUCUUAUUAGGUGCGAUGAAUGGGCCGCUGCAAAUGGAUAUAAAAGGAGGAUGGAGUUGGAAGCACCUACUCAUCUUCUCCAUCUUAAGCGCUCUAUCAUCUUGUAUGACAGCCCUCCAAAACAUACCACAUAUGUUAAAACUUCAACUCAAGACUUUUCGAUGACAUAUAGAAACAUAAUGGAGUUGAAAGCGGUCGGGGUUGAAGUGAAAUUAAGCAAGACACGUAGUCCAAGAGACGUAUCUUUCUCCCAUGGCAGGUUCUUUUCGAUAUUGAGACUUCCAGAGAUGGUUGUGGAUGACGCAACAGCUAGUUUUACACUGAACUUGAUAGCGUAUGAGAUGUGUCCUGAUUUUGAUAACGACUCUGGGAUCCGUGAUUAUAUCUCUUUCAUGAAGUCCCUCAUAGAAACCCCUAAUGAUGUGAAGGCCCUGAGAUCAGCACGAGUUCUGAUGAACGCAUUAGGGAGUGACCAAGAUGUGCUCCAUCUCUUCACUACCUUAAGCAGGGACUUGGUGUCUAACAUGGGAAACUAUGGUGGUAUCAUGCUUCAAAUCGAGAAGCAUUAUCGGCAUAAGUUCUUGCCCACUUGGAUAGCCCUUACCUAUCUCACCUAUUUCAGGAACCCUAUUGCCUUUCUUGCAGCAACUCUAGGCCUUAUCCUCACUUUUAUUCAAACCUGGUACUCCGUUCACCCAAAGAAAUAACAACACUACUAGUACUGUUUUCAUGUUACAUAACCACAAUUUUACCCAUAUAAUUUCGCCUUUUUUUUUUUUAAUGUUUGUCUCUGCGAUUGUUUCGGAUUUAUUAAUG